This is a messenger RNA of Rhinolophus ferrumequinum (greater horseshoe bat), 1983 nucleotides long. RefSeq names its product paired related homeobox 1 (gene PRRX1). NCBI's taxonomy places the organism in Eukaryota, Metazoa, Chordata, Mammalia, Chiroptera, Rhinolophidae. Bases 1171 to 1824 code for a protein of 217 amino acids. Gene Ontology annotation, molecular function: DNA binding; DNA-binding transcription factor activity, RNA polymerase II-specific. Gene Ontology annotation, biological process: regulation of DNA-templated transcription. The record is from RefSeq and is a predicted model, not a curated record. The transcript has 5 exons.
UCCUCCCUCUUUCCCCCCCUCUCGCUCCCUCCCUCUCCCUCUCUCCCCUCUCUCUCCCUCUCUCUCUCUUGCUCAGAUGUUGGCAAAGGGGUUUUUCUUAAUCAGACUGUUUUUUGGUCCGAGGGAAAGGAGGAAGAAGGAGAUUGUGAUGGAGAAAAGGGGUCUGUAAAACGUCAGGCACCGCACAAAGGCUUUGCCACGUAAUUACAGGCUCCUAUUAAGUCGAGAUCUGCCCUCCCAGGGGUCUCCAAUUUUCUUGUAUUCCCUACAAAGCCUCCUCUGCAUGCCAGUUUGUGCCUUUUGAAGUGCCAGAGAGCUUCUUGAUCCAACUGAGAAGGAAAAAGGAGCUCCGCAAGAAGAGGGGGAGAGAGAGAAGGGAAAGGGGGGAAACCCACCACCACCCUCCUUCGGACUCUUGAAGCCCUUUUUUUUUUCCUUCUCCUAACGAAAAGUAAAGCGAGAAUCCUGCCCUCCAAUACAUCUGCAAGACAUCACCCUCUCCUCCUGAAACUUUAGUCACUCCUGAGAAUCCACAGGAGUGCCGAGAGGGGGAACACGUUUUCUUGAAGAUGUUUUAAAGCUGGAACAAGCCUUCUUCUGUUGGUGCUUGAACUCUUGCCUGGGAAUAACUUUUUUAACCUUAAAAAAAAAAAAACAACAACUCACUUUGAUUCUUCUCUCCCACCCCUCCUUCUCUCUUUCUUCUGUUUGCCUGACUCCCCCGCCCCGCUGGCCUGCCCUCUUUUCUCUCCCCCUUACUAUUAUUUUUAGUGUGUGCGUGUGGACGCUUUGGGAGAGGUGGAAGGAUUUUUUUUCUCCUGACUUGAACAUAGGGUGACUUUUUAAUUUUACUUUUUGGUGUGGAUUAUCUCUUUGGAUCGCGCCGGACUUGGCCUCAGGAAAGCAACCGGGGCUGUCAAAGGCUGCUGGUGGAGAACGCUGUGCUCUGCACCCGGGGGUCCCCCGCCCUCUUUCCACUUUUUUUUUUUUUGUCCUUCCUCUCUCCUCUCCUCUUCUCUCUCUCUCUCUCUCUCCCUCUCUCCCUCUCUCUCUCUCUCUGCACUCCCCCCUCUCUCUUCCCCACUCGGCUCCUCUCCCCCCUCGCGCCCACAGCGUUUGGUGUUGAUUCCAGCGGGAAGAGGGGGGUGGGUGGGAUCGGAGGGGGACACCAUGACCUCCAGCUACGGGCACGUUCUGGAGCGGCAACCGGCGCUGGGCGGCCGCUUGGACAGCGCGGGCAACCUCGACACCCUGCAGGCGAAAAAGAACUUCUCCGUGAGUCACCUGCUAGACCUGGAGGAAGCCGGGGACAUGGUGGCGGCUCAGGCGGACGAGAGCGUGGGGGAGGCAGGCCGGAGCCUGCUGGAGUCGCCGGGACUCACCAGCGGCAGCGACACCCCGCAGCAGGACAACGAUCAGCUGAACUCAGAGGAAAAGAAGAAGAGAAAGCAGCGGAGGAACCGGACCACCUUUAACAGCAGCCAGCUGCAGGCUUUAGAGCGCGUCUUUGAGCGGACCCACUACCCUGAUGCUUUCGUGCGGGAAGACCUCGCCCGCCGGGUGAAUCUCACAGAGGCCAGAGUGCAGGUGUGGUUUCAGAACCGAAGAGCCAAAUUCCGCAGGAACGAGAGAGCCAUGCUGGCCAAUAAAAACGCUUCCCUCCUCAAAUCCUACUCAGGAGAGGUGACUGCCGUGGAGCAACCCAUCGUGCCUCGUCCUGCUCCAAGACCCACCGAUUAUCUCUCCUGGGGGACGGCCUCUCCGUACAGAUCCUCGUCCCUCCCAAGAUGUUGUUUACACGAGGGGCUUCAUAACGGAUUCUAACGGAAGACACUGAAAAGUGCCAUGGCUACUUAUUCUGCCACAUGUGCCAACAGUAGCCCUACACAGGGCAUCCACAUGGCCAACAGCAUUGCCAACCUGAGACUGAAGGCCAAGGAGUAUAGUUUACAGAGGAACCAGGUGCCAACAGUCAACUGAGGA